UCAAUCAUGUGCGGUGGGCGUGGCCUAGCCGCCGAACUGCGGAAACAGACGGGUUAAUGCCUGGAAGCGACCAGCGGCUCGCCCAGCGGAGCAGAGCCCGGAGCUGCAGCGGUGUCCGGCCGAUCAGAGGGCGUGAUGGACAAAGCGGGGACCAGAGUCUUUAAGAAGUCCAGCCCCAACAGUAAGCUCACAGUUUAUUUGGGGAAGAGAGAUUUUGUUGAUCACUUGGACUAUGUGGAUCCAGUAGACGGAGUGCUUAUCGUGGACCCAGAGUAUCUGAAGGAUCGCAAAGUGUUUGUGCGCCUGACCUGUGCGUUCCGUUACGGUCGGGAGGACCUUGAUGUCUUGGGCCUUUCCUUCAGGAAGGAUCUCUAUGUGAGCACCUUCCAGGUUUUCCCUCCCGUGCAGGAGGAGCAGAAGCCCCUGAGCCGCCUGCAGGGGAGGCUCAUGAAGAAGCUUGGCCAGCAUGCCCUCCCCUUCACCUUCACUGUCCCCCAGCACCUGCCCUGCUCCGUGACCCUGCAGCCAGGCCCAGAGGACUCUGGGAAGGCGUGUGGCGUGGACUUCGAACUCCAGGCCUUCUGCGGAAAGACUGUUGACGAGAAGAUUCACCACAGGAACUCUUUGAGCCUGGUGAUCCGUAAAGUUCAGUACGCCCCGGAGAAGCCGGGCGCGCAGCCCACGGCGGAGACCAGGCGUAACUUCCUCAUGUCGGACAGAUCUCUGCACUUGGAGGCGUCGCUGGACAAAGAGCUGUACUACCACGGCGAACCCAUCAGCGUAAACGUCCAAGUCACCAACAACUCCACCAAAACCGUGAAGAAGGUCAAGAUUUCUGUUCGCCAGUACGCUGAUAUCUGUCUGUUCUCCACUGCCCAGUACAAGUGUCCAGUGGCCCAGGUGGAAGCAGAUGACCAGGUGUCCCCGAGUUCCACCUCCUGCCACGUGUACACCCUGACCCCCAUACUGGGUACCAACCGUGCAAAGAGAGGCCUGGCCCUGGAUGGGAAGCUUAAGCAUGAAGACACCAACCUGGCCUCCAGCACAAUUGUAAAGGAAGGCACCACCAAAGAGAUGAUGGGUAUCGUGGUCUCUUACAAAGUUAAAGUCAGACUGGUGGUUUCCCUUGGAGGGGAUGUAGCAGUGGAACUUCCUUUUGUCCUAAUGCACCCAAAACCAAUUGAGCAGCCCAAGUCCCAGCCAGUUGUUGCUCCUAAGUCCGACGCUUCAGUGGAUACAAACCUCAUAGAAUUUGACAUGAGUACUUCAUCUCAGUUGGACGACUUUGUGUUUGAGGAUUUCGCUCGGCUGCGGUUAACUGGGGAGAAAGGUGACAAAGACGGAGGUGACCUCUUGGGCUAGCUCCACUAGCUUCUCUUAGCCAGAGAGGCGACAAGGCUGCUAGUCUGAUACGUUACUGGAAGCCAGGCCUCUGCUGACUCUAACUUUAAAGAUGAGUCUUCACAGAUCUUUAAACUGUUACAUUCAUCAUGUAUUCUUCAUACUCCUAUACAGUAUGUACCUCAUGUUAUGUAAAGCAGUGUAUUAUUUUGAUAAACUAUCAAAUAUCAGUAUGUCAAAUUAUGAAUACAAGCUGUAUUUUUAUUAUAAACAAAGGAGAUAAUCUGAUCAUCAGACAGGAGCUUUAGGAAGCACCUACAGUAGCUAAUCCUGUUCAGAGCAAUUUCAGAAGAUCUUUUAUUUUUUUCUACUGUAUGAAGAUUUGUUCAUCUGUUCUUUAUGAUGACAUACAUUAUAUUGUUCUCAACAUAUCAGGGAUAUAACAACUGUAGUUAUUUUGCUAUUCUUACAAUAAUUUUUAUAUAACAUAUUAUAAUGUGGAUCAUUGCAUUGUAUUAGUGUUGAUGUGUGUUAAAGUGCCUUUAAUUGUGUGAAGCCAGAACGCAGCUCUUCCAUGAUGUAUGAAUAGCUUGCCCUGCCACUCAAACACAGUGUGCUGCUCUAACAAUCUAAACAAUGUAAAAGGAGGAAUGGAGGUGUAGCGAUUACUGCGAUGGCCUGGGAGCGAGGACGACCUAGUUGCCCAGGUGCCUGGCUCUCCAUGUGGGUUCUCUCCAGGUACCUAAUUGGUGACUCCAAACAACCGUCUGUCUGUAUUAUCCAAAUCCAUGUCUGUAUUAUUCUUCAUUCAUUUUACUCAAAACAAAGACAUAAAAUCUCCAAAUAC
Molecule: messenger RNA, 2188 nt
Organism: Betta splendens (Siamese fighting fish)
Lineage: Eukaryota; Metazoa; Chordata; Actinopteri; Anabantiformes; Osphronemidae
Gene: arrb2b
Product: arrestin, beta 2b
Exons: 14
Coding region: 136-1362 (408 amino acids)
Biological process (GO): positive regulation of ERK1 and ERK2 cascade; signal transduction; G protein-coupled receptor internalization
Cellular component (GO): cytoplasm
Molecular function (GO): angiotensin receptor binding
Source: RefSeq, a predicted model, not a curated record